CGGCGCUGACUUUAGAAGAGACGGAAUAUUCUUGGUGAUUCUUCAUCCAUUACUGUUCAUAUAGUCAUCCUAGGCCUCUAGUCUCGCCUUUUCGUGGCCUUGAUCUCAAUCUCAGGUUUCUAUAAAACAGUGGUCUCGGGCCUGCCUUCCCCUCAUGAGGGUUUUCACGAUCCUACUCUCCAUCACAGUUGGAAUCUUGUCUGUAGUACUGUUCAAGGAGCACAUUCUCGAGACAGCCUCAGCCGUAUAUAACAACCUCAGUAUUUUUACCGCCACCAACAGCAACAACAACAACAACAGCGAGACGAUGGCAGCGAAAGCCAGCAUCCCACGUGCGAUCCGCAAGGCCUUCCUGGCCGUCGAGCAGGCAGAGGGCGCCGGCGCGCGCGUCAGGCGCUCCAUCGGCACGCCGCAGCUCAAGAACUUCUCGCCUUUCCUGAUGCUGGACCACUUCUCCGUCAAGCCGGGCGCGGGAUUCCCUGACCACCCACACCGCGGGCAGGAGACAAUCACAUACAUGCUCUCAGGCGCCUUCGACCACGAGGACUUCGCAGGGAACAAGGGCACCAUCCACGCGGGGGACCUGCAGUUCAUGACGGCGGGCCGCGGGAUCGUGCACAGCGAGAUGCCCGCGCAGAACGCCGACGGCAGCGCCAACACGGGCCUGCAGCUGUGGGUGGACCUGCCGCGGGACCUCAAGGGGUGCGAGCCGCGGUACCGCGACCUGCGGGGCACCGAGAUCCCGACCGCGACCUCGGACGACGGCAAGGUCACCGUCAAGGUCAUCUCGGGCCAGAGCCACGGCGUCGACUCGGUCAAGGACCUGGCGUACACGCCCGUGUGGCUGCUGGACGUCACCGUGCGGCCCGGCGGCAGGGUCGAGCAGGCCGUCCCGGAGGGGUUCAACGCGUUCCUGUAUACCCUCGAGGGCACGGCGCUGUUCGGCGCGGAGAAGAGGCCCGUGCCGCAGUAUCAUAAUGUUGUUUUUGAGCUGGAGGGGGAUGCGAUCGUUGCCGAGAAUGAGGAGGGCGCUGAGGGGGACGCGCGGUUCGUCAUUGUUGCGGGCAAGGUGCUGGACCAGCCUGUUGUGCAGUACGGCCCUUUCGUGGUGACCUCGCUAGAUGAGGUUCGAGAAGCGCUGGAGGACUACACGCUGCACAAGAGAGGGUUUGAGAGGGCUGAGGGGUGGGCGAGCGAGAUUGGAAAGUCGAUGGUGCAUUAAGUGGUAUCGUUGUGUUGGUGUAGAUUCGGUGGAUAUACCUGUUCAUUGGCUUGGUGUACUGGCGUUCCAGGGUUAUUAUCGCUCAAUUCAUUUGUACUCCGAUCUAUACUCCUAAGGAAUCUUUAGACGAG
Molecule: messenger RNA, 1353 nt
Organism: Diaporthe batatas
Lineage: Eukaryota; Fungi; Ascomycota; Sordariomycetes; Diaporthales; Diaporthaceae
Exons: 2
Coding region: 155-1222 (355 amino acids)
Source: RefSeq, a predicted model, not a curated record